This is a messenger RNA of Capsicum annuum, 1356 nucleotides long. Its product is annotated as mediator of RNA polymerase II transcription subunit 31-like. The record is from RefSeq and is a predicted model, not a curated record. Gene Ontology annotation, cellular component: core mediator complex; mediator complex. The transcript has 2 exons. The annotation marks the transcript as partial. Gene Ontology annotation, biological process: regulation of transcription by RNA polymerase II. Gene Ontology annotation, molecular function: transcription coregulator activity. NCBI's taxonomy places the organism in Eukaryota, Viridiplantae, Streptophyta, Magnoliopsida, Solanales, Solanaceae.
UCAUUUUCAUUAUCUCCUUUUCUAAACUUUCUUGUAGUUUCUCCUUAUUCAACUUUUAAUCAUUUAAUCUGGUUGUCCAGGUAUAUCCUCUCCGAGGACUUCUCAUCUCAAUUUACUUUUUAUUGUCUAUUGCACUCUGUUUGCCAAUCUAAAAUUCUGGCACAUAAAUCUGUGAUAGGAUUUGAUUUACAUGUUUGUAAUAACUAUUACGAAGUGGCACAUAGGCAGCAAUUUGACUUCUGGAAGAACUUUAGAAACAGCCGGUUGAAGCAUAUUUUGCGACGGCCGCUUCCUGAGCCUGCAACUGCACCACCAACUUCUGCCCCACCUGCAUUGCUACCAACAAGUGUAGCCCCUCCAGCUGCUCCACCUCCUGCUCCUUCACCUGUUACAGCUGCAGCUCUUUCCCCAAUGCAGUAUGCCAUCCCUCCUGGAUUUGGUCUUGCUAAAACUGGCCCGAGGAAUGCUUCUGUUGAUAGAAGAAAGAGAAACAGGAAAGAUGGAUGAUUUUCUUUUACUAAUGACACAGGCAUCCAACCAAUUAAUUCAUGAAUUAAGGUAAUACAUUUUGCACCCCAUCAUUUCAUUUUUAGAAUAUGUGUUGCAGUUCCUCAUUGGAAAAUGCUUUUAUGAAAUCCUAUUAAGAGUGUGAUUUGUUGUAUAUCGAAUUUUAUAGUUCUGACCAAGUCUAAAGCACGACCAAUGACCUCUGAUUUCUUUCUCGUGUCAGAAGACAUAGUACUAAAGUUACGCAAGAGAUCAACUACAGAUUUUUAUUGGGUUCUUCUGGGAUGUGCUUAUUAUUGUUACAAUUGUUUAAUUUCUUUGGCUUGUAGUUCAGAUGUCUGGUGAUAGGUGACUGGAAGAUUGCCAAUGCACACGUAUAGCAAUAGUGGUUAUCAAUGGCGUGAAGAAGUUAUUCCAAUCACCAUCUUUUUUAAUCACAAAGGCAUCAAGAAGAUGCAUAGUUACAAAAAAGGGGGAGAUAUCAGCUCAUACAGAGAUAACAAAAACCUAUCAUGAGUCUAAGAGCUGAUAAGUCGAAAGGUCUAUCAUAAGACGAAAAAGCUAAUAAAACUUGAAAAUAAUCUGGGUUAUAUACAGGGGUAAGAUUGACCCGGCUAAAGAGAGUAAUCAGGCAUCUGGCCUUGACAUUAGAACUGGCUGUUGCAAUACCAUCAAAACAUCUAUGGUUUCUUUCUAACCAUAAGCAUCACAAAAUACAAGCAGGAACCGUAGACCAGAUUCUUCUGAUGGCCUUCCCAAGUUUCCAAGAACUCCAACCAACAAAAAAUUCACUGACAGUGCGAGGCAUAGGCCAUUGCAGACCCAAAAAAGAGAGGAACAUAUUCCACA